Molecule: messenger RNA, 1851 nt
Organism: Scylla paramamosain (green mud crab)
Lineage: Eukaryota; Metazoa; Arthropoda; Malacostraca; Decapoda; Portunidae
Exons: 2
Coding region: 1-1584 (527 amino acids)
Source: RefSeq, a predicted model, not a curated record
AUGACUGGGUAUAUAACGGAGAGUGGUGUGCAUUCAUCACUCAGUUCCCCGGGUGAUUCCAAACAGCCAACAACAAUGAGGCUGGCGGUGGUCGCCCUGGCCGCGGCCCUCCUCCUGGCGCCCUCCCUGGGCAGGCCUCACAUCAGCAGCUUCUCCUCCAGUACCUUUCGAGGAGCGGGAGGCCACGGCGGAGGCACGGCAGUCAGUACUGGCUCCAGCGGAAGCUACGGUGGAGGAGGAUCAGGUGGAGGAGGCUCCGGUGGAGGCUACGGCGGAGGAGGAUCUGGUGGAGGAGGCUCCGGUGGAGGCUACGGCGGAGGAGGAUCUGGUGGAGGAGGUUCCGGUGGAGGCUACGGCGGAGGAGGAUCUGGUGGAGGAGGCUCCGGUGGAGGCUACGGCGGAGGAGGAUCUGGUGGAGGAGGUUCCGGUGGAGGCUACGGUGGAGGAGGAUCUGGUGGAGGAGGCUCCGGUGGAGGCUACGGCGGAGGAGGAUCUGGUGGAGGAGGCUCCGGUGGAGGCUAUGGUGGAGGAUCUGGUGGAGGAGGCUCCGGUGGAGGCUACGGUGGAGGAGGAUCUGGUGGAGGAGGCUCCGGUGGAGGCUAUGGUGGAGGAUCUGGUGGAGGAGGCUCCGCUGGAGGCUACAGUGGAGGAGGAUCUGGUGGAGGCUACGGUGGAGGAGGAUCAGGUGGAGGAUCCGGUGGAGGCUACGGUGCAGGAGGGUCUAGUGGAGGAGGCUCUGGUGGAGGCUACAGUGGAGGAUCUGGUGGAGGAGGCUCCGGUGGAGGCUACGGUGGAGGAGGAUCUGGUAGAGGAGGCUCCGGUGGAGGCUACGGUGGAGGAGGAUCUGGUGGAGGAGGCUCCGGUGGAGGCUACGGUGGAGGAGGAUCUGGUGGAGGCUCUGGUGGAGGCUACGGUGGAGGAGGGUCUAGUGGAGGAGGCUCCGGUGGAGGCUACGGUGGAGGAUCUGGUGGAGGAGGCUCCGGCGGAGGCUACGGUGGAGGAGGAUCUAGUGGAGGAGGCUCUGGUGGAGGCUACGGUGGAGGAGGGUCUAGUGGAGGAGGCUCCGGUGGAGGCUACGGUGGAGGAGGAUCUAGUGGAGGAGGCUCCGGUGCAGGCUACGGUGGAGGAGGAUCAGGUGGAGGAUCCGGUGGAGGAUAUGGUGGAGGAGGAUCUGGUGGAGGAGGCUCCGGCGGAGGCUACGGUGGAGGAGGAUCUAGUGGAGGAGGCUCCGGUGGAGGCUACGGUGGAGGAGGAUCCGGUGGAGGAGGCUCCGGUGGAGGCUACGGCGGAGGAGGAUCUGUUGGUGGAGGCUCCGGUGGAGGCUACGGUGGAGGAGGAUCCGGUGGAGGAGGCUCCGGCGGAGGCUACGGUGGAGGAGGAUCUGGUGGAGGGGGCUCCGGCGGAGGCUACGGUGGAGGAGGAUCUGGUGGAGGAGGCUCCGGUGGAGGCUACGGUGGAGGAGGAUCGGGUGGAGGAAGUGGAGGAGGAAAUGGAUACGUAGCCAAAGCAACUGUGAAUUUCAACUUGAAAAACAGGAAUGGAGGAGGUAGAGGCUCCGGUGGAUCACGCGGCUACGGCAAGUGAUCGGCAGGGAAUGACAGCCACAGCACCAGCAAGGAAACUAAACACGAUAAUGAAGGAUGAAGAUAAUGAUCACAAGAAAAAAUAAAUGCUUCAUCCUCUCUCUCACACACACACACACACACACACACACACACACACACACACACACACACACGCACACACGCACCCACAAAACUAAUCCACUUCCCUUGACAAUCCUGUUCUUGUACAUAUAGUUAUGAAUUACUGUGUAUAUGUGUUUGCUAAAUACAUUAUAUUCUUUUACUG